AUGUCCAAUUUCCAGUGUCCUUCAUGUGGUAAAGCUGGUUUCAGAGAUCAGGUUGCUGUUGCUCAUCACAUGAGCCAGCCUCGCUCAGGAUGUAGCACCUGGCUACAGGAUUUAAUACGUCUGCGGGACCUAUCUGAUGAUUCUAUGAAUACAGAUGACUUGGACGAACCGAAUAUUCCCGGUGGUGGGCCUCAGGCUGAGGUUGAGUUCACAUUUGGAGAUAGAGAUGAGUCAUUUGAAGGUAGCGGUGAGAGUGGUGGCCAGGCCUCUGGGGAGGGAUUACUUCCGAAUGGUGCCUCAGAUUUCAUCGACUGGUAUCCCGAAUCUUCUCAGACAUAUGGCAAGGGGUACACCUUCCUUGACUUAUUCAAUUCUGAUGAGAAUAGCAUGUACCGUGCCAAGAAUCCCUAUUACCCAUUCAGUGGCCGGAAGGACUGGGAGAUUGCAUUGUGGUUACUGUGCUCAGGAUUGAGCAUGGGGAAGAUAGACAGUUUUUUGUCACUCGAGAUAAUCAAGGGUCUUCCAAUAUCUUUUUCCUCGGCCAAGGAACUGCGAGGCAGAGCAGAAAUGUUGCCCAGUGGUCCACACUGGAUGUCCCAAGUGCUCUCUACAAGUCAUCCCACCAAAUCACCCGUCGUUUUGUACUGGCGUGAUCCCUUGGACUACUUCACGCCUCGCAGGGCUGAUGACACAUGGAAUAUGCAGUCUGCCCUACCCAAAGGUGCAACACUCCUUGGAACCAUUCUAUCAUCUGACAAAACAAAUAUAUCCACGAUGACGGGUGACAAAGUUGUGCACCUGCUUCUCAGUCAGCCUUGCGAAUAUCAACAUGUCCACACGACUCAAGACAUCGUCCAACUCCUUUGUACUCACCACCUUGCUCCCCAUAUUGUCCUGCAUCCGCUCAAGCAGGCUGCACAUGAAGGAGUCAUGUUAUCAGACCCUGUUGGACAUAGCCGCUAUUGUUUUACCCCCCUGGCAAGCUAUAUUGUCGACACUCCAGAGGCUAUGAUGCUAGCUACUGUCGGUGGGAAAACAUCUCCGGUCACCAUGGCCAUGUUCAAGCAGUUCGGAGACCCUUUCCAUCACGAACCUCGCAUGAAAUCAACCACACUUGCACAGCUGGCUGUCGUUCAAACAAGGGCGGAUCCCAAUGAUAUUGAAGCCUUCUUUCGCGAAGCACAGAAAUUUCGCCUGAACGGUGUCUCUAAACCUUUCUGGCAGGACUGGACCCUUGGUGAACCAUCUCAUUUCCUCACUCCAGAAUUUCUGCAUCUCAUUCACCGAGAAUUCUACGAUCACAACGUCAAGUGGAUUAUUUGUGUGGUCAGGGACAUGGAAAUUGAUUUCCAGUUUUCUGUGUUGCAGCCCGUCACUGGCUUUCGUCAUUUUUACGGUGGUAUCUCCAAGCUAAAACAGGUUACAGGUCGAACUCAACGUGACAUUCAGUGUUCGAUUGUUGCAGUCAGUGCGGACGCAGCACCUAGUGCCGUGAUCACUGCUGUCCGAGCAUUGAUGGAAUUUCGGUAUCUCAUCCAGUCACCGCGUAUUGAUGAAGACGACAUCAAGCGCAUUUCUGGAGCCCUCGAUGAAUUUCACGCCAAUAAACAUGCUAUCACAGCUGGAGGAUUUUGUCGAGGCAACAAGAACAAAGUUAUCGAUAACUGGUACAUUCCCAAAUUGGAGCUCAUGCAGAGUAUAGUUCCCAGCAUCCGCAACACUGGUGUCGCCAUGCAAUGGACUGCAGACACAACAGAGCAUGCGCACAUUACAGAGAUUAAAGACCCCACACGAUCAAGCAACAACAACAACUAUGAUCCUCAGAUUUGUCGACAUCUCGACUGGGUUGAUAAGUGCCAUCGCUUUGACCUUGCAAUGAGUCUCGUGGAUGAUCCAUCUCCAUCAACUGAUGCUGCUAUCAAAUUCGGCCUUCCUGACUUACGGCUGGCCAUUGCUGAUUUUCUUCGUCACGAAGCUACCCACGGACAGAGUUAUGUCCACACAAUUGGGGGAGCCAGGAGGGCUGGACCUACUGCUUCCCUGCCAUUUGAUAAAAUUCAAAUCUGGUUCAAACUUUGCCUACAGGACACAGAGUUCCACGACAGUAGCAUCAUACGGCCCGCUGCAGACCCUGAAUUGUACGACUCAGCUAUUGUGAACAACGAGUUAGGGUGCCUUUGGCCUGCUCAUGGUCUUUAUGGUCAUACAAUUGGUCAAAUUAGGCUUAUCAUGUGUCCAGUUGGAAGAAUCAACACGGAUUGGUCAUGGGAGGACCAUUUCCUUGUCUAUAUGUACUGGUUUGAUGGUACAAUGAGCGCUCGUGAUCCUGCCACACAGUUGCACUCGAUCAGAAGGGCGAAAUGUUCCAAUGUGACGCGCGAUAAGGGCAUCUUGUUGCUCCCACCGUUGUCAUAUUAUAGCUUAGAGUAUACCGAACAAAUGCCACCUCAGUUCUUUUUCAGGAUGGGCGGCUACAGAAUAAAGUUGUCGUCAUUGGUUUCGCUCCCUGCCGCUGUUUCAGGCGAUGCCCUUACAAUGAACAAGUACACGGCCGAGGAACUAAAUCGUCUAGUUACACAGGAAGAUGAACCAGCAUCCUCUGAUUCGCAAUCGCUGGGACACAUGCUCUCUCAUAUCUUUCAGUCUUUCAGCAUACCUCUACCGGAUUUAUCUACGCUCCAGAUCCCACUCAAAAACAUCCUUCAUCACAAUGAAUGUACCAAAGCAAAAUUCAGCAAAAAUUCACCAGAUGACCUGGUGCCAUUGUACGAUACUGAUGGGCAGCUAUGGAACUGGAACCUUCCAACUUUUGCUCCCACAAACGAAUCUGAAUCAACAACUCACUCUCAACCAUCUGAAAGCUUAGAUUCGGAGGGCAAUGCAGGGACUGGUGAAACCACAAAAGCAACUCACGAAGAAAUUUUCUCAUCAUUCUUCAAUGCUUUGGCUAUCUGCUUAGCGAAGGCAGAGCCCAAACUACUAGCCAAUCCCACUGCGACGCGCAUGUGGACUGCGGCCCAUGCACAUAAAGCAUUACCUGGUAGUGAGGUGAAGCAGAAACCCAAUCUCCUCUUAUCAGACGAGAUCACGGCAAAUUGGGGGAAUAUCAGGGUAUCGGCUGAGCUGAUGCACAGUUCAUAUCAACCUGCAUUGCAACUCGUGAAAGCUGCUGAUAGUCAUGCAUACCUCAUGCUGAGUGAGCAGCCCUGGAGGCGCUUUGCUCUUGUACUAUCACUCACCAACGAGUACCAGGAGCUCAGAGUCCUUUUCUACAAUCAUGCCAGUGGUGUCGUGUCCCCUGCCUUCAAUAUCUACCAAAAACCAAGCAUUGUUGCUCACAUUAUUGCUGCCCUUCGUUUCGGCAGCCUCGAGUGCAUAGGCUAUGACUUGACAGUCUCCUUCACAAAACACAUUUCUCCUCCCCAACGCCACGCCAAUGGCUAUCAUCCGAUCAAGAACCUCCCUGCCAAAUGGCAACCUGCAGAUCACGUCAUGGCUGCAGCCACGUCUGAGCCCCCUUAUCCACCACCCAGUGAUGUUGAGGGUGCACCAAGCGCUGUCAUCGAGACAAUAUCUCCCAACUCAGAGCCCGAGUCCAAGCCAGAGUCCGAGUCUGAGUCAGAGUCAGAGUCAGAGUCGCAUGCUGACUAUGCACCUGAGGAGCCUGACAGUAUCUAUUCUGCUACACCCCAUCCUUCACAUUUCCCAUAUUCAGCUCAGUCACCUGAACUGUGUGGCAAAAUUCGUGUCAGGGACACAAUCUACACGAUCACAAUGAUCCUGUUUGCGAGUUGCGGCCUUGUUAGUCACGGAACUGUCUGCUACUUGGUCUCUUUGGAUGAUAAGGAAUUCAUCAUCAAAGACCAUUGGGUUCAGGGUAAGGAGGAUCAGGUGAUCUUGAAUGAGAUUGAAAUGUUGAAGCGCAUGUCUGGUGUCCCUGGCAUUCCUGAGUUGGUGGAUUGGUGGGUGGUUGAAAGGUCGAAUGGAGAACCCGAUGUGACCAGCAAAUAUCGAAAACAACCGCAGUGCCUAAGUAUUGCAGGGACCAGUCGCUCACAUGUUCGACUUGUCUUGACGCCCUGCGCUCACCCCCUGCAUAUGUUCCGAACUCUUAAAGAGUUCAUGAAAGCGCUGAGGGACAUCAUCAUCAUUCAACUGCACGGCGGUGGAGGAACGCAAGUGCGCAUCAACCCAGAUCUGAAGUAUGCCAUCGGUGGUACGGGAACAAUCCCGUUCAUGUCUCGCGGGCUUCUCACCCAACUCUCAGAUGCACAACAGGCAGCGCUGGGCAGAAAGAAACCGAAAUAUAUCCCCAAAACAUCUUCAAACACUUUGGCAGUUGCCUACGACCUUGAAUCACUUUUCUUCGUAUUCAUCUGGAUUUGCAUCAAAUUCUGUGGCCCCCAUGGCCAGGUACGCCAGGAUACCAUAGGAAACUCAAUACCUGAUCGCUGGAACAACAUGGACCUUGAAUCCUGCGCGGCCUUCAAGGGCAAUUUUUUCGCAACCAAGAAGGAGGAAUGCCGUCUUGUAGACGAGAUCCAUCCUUACUUCAAAGACUUAAUCCCUCUCGCCAAGGAGUGGUGUACGGCUUUGAAGGACAACAUGGAGAACCCUGUUUCCUUCGGCACCAUCCUUACACUAUUGAACACUCAUCUUGACCGCCUUCCGGAUGACGAGGAGCUCAUUUCCACUGUCAAGACGCUCAAACAAUCUGCUGCUAUUCUCACAGACCAUGUCGAGAAGCAUGCCGCUUUGCAAUCUUUCCCCAUGGAAUUACCCAAGUGUCGGAAGUCUGAUGGUAUUUCGGAGACUGACAAUGAGUUAGAUGGUUAG
Suillus discolor is the source of this 4836-nucleotide messenger RNA. RefSeq lists its product as uncharacterized. The record is from RefSeq and is a predicted model, not a curated record. The transcript is spliced from 15 exons. Bases 1 to 4836 code for a protein of 1611 amino acids. NCBI's taxonomy places the organism in Eukaryota, Fungi, Basidiomycota, Agaricomycetes, Boletales, Suillaceae.